GCGGCGGGCGGGCGGCAGGACGGGCGAGCCGAACGAGGCGGCCCGCCAUCCACCAUGUCCGUCAGCGUCCAUGAGAACCGUAAAUCCCGCAGCAGCACGGGCUCGGCGAACAUCUCGGUCUUCCACAAGGCCUCCCACCCGGACUGCGUCCUAGCCCACCUUAACACCCUGCGCAAGCACCGCAUGUUCACGGACGUGACCCUGCGGGCCGGCGACCGUGCCUUCCCCUGCCACCGGGCCGUGCUGGCCGCCUCCAGCCGCUACUUCGAGGCCAUGUUCAGCCACGGUCUGCGGGAGAGCCUGGACGAGGCGGUCAACUUCCAUGACAGCCUCCACCCGGAGGUGCUGGAGCCGCUGCUGGACUUCGCCUACUCGUCCCGGAUCGUCAUUAACGAGGAGAACGCCGAGUCCCUGCUGGAGGCCGCGGACAUGCUGCAGUUCCCCGACGUGCGGGAUGCAGCGGCCGAGUUCCUGGAGAAGAACCUCUUCCCGACCAACUGCCUGGGCAUGAUGCUCCUGUCGGAUGCCCACCAGUGCCGGCGGCUCUACGAGCUGUCCUGGCGCAUGUGCCUGGCACACUUCGAGGCCCUGCAGCGGAGCGAGGACUUCCGCAGCCUGUCCAAGGCCACGCUGCUGGACCUGAUCUCGAGCGACGAGCUGGAGGCGGAGGACGAGCAGGUGGUCUUCGAGGCGGUGGUUCGCUGGGUCCGGCACGACCCAGGGCGGCGCCGGGCCCACCUGCCGGAGCUCCUGGGGGGCGUACGGCUGGCCCUGCUGCCCGCCGACCGCCUCCAGGAGGCGGUGGCUUCCGAGCCACUGAUUGCGGGGGACGAGCGCAGCCGGCUGCUCGUGGCCGAGGCCCUGCGCUACAAGGAGCGGAUCCUGCAGGAUGCUGGGGCGGUCCCCGGCCCCUGGGCCCGGCCCCGCAAGGCCGGGCACACCCUGCUCAUCCUGGGCGGCCAGACCUUCCUGUGCGACAAGAUCUACCAGGUGGACCAGCAGGCCAAGGAGAUCAUCCCCAAGGCCGACCUGCCCAGCCCCCGCAAGGAGUUCAGCGCCUGCGCCGUCGGCUGCAAGGUGUACGUGACGGGGGGCCGUGGGGCCGAGAACGGGGUCUCCAAGGACGUCUGGGUCUACGACACCGUCCGUGAGGAGUGGGCCAAGGCCGCCCCCAUGCUCAUCGCCCGCUUCGGCCAUGGCUCGGCCGAGCUGGAGAACUGCCUGUACGUGGUCGGGGGCCAUACGGCCGUGGCAGGGGUCUUCCCGGCCUCCCCGUCCGUGUCCCUGAAGCAAGUGGAGAAGUUCGACCCGGAGACCAACAAGUGGGCCAUGGUGGCCCCGCUCCGGGAUGGUGUCAGCAACGCCGCUGUGGUCAGCGCCCAGCUCAGGCUCUUCGUCUUUGGCGGGACCAGCAUCCACCGGGACCUGGCAGCCAAGGUCCAGUGCUACGACCCGGGCCAGAACCGCUGGACCAUCGAGGCGGAGUGCCCCCAGCCCUGGCGCUACACCGCCGCCGCCGUGCUGGGCAGCCAGAUCUUCAUCAUGGGCGGCGACACCGAGUUCACCGCCGCCUCGGCCUACCGCUUCGACUGCGAGACCACCCGCUGGACGCGCAUCGGCGACAUGACAGCCAAGCGCAUGUCCUGCCACGCCCUGGCCUCGGGUAAUAAGCUCUACGUCGUGGGCGGCUACUUCGGGACGCAGCGCUGCAAGACCCUGGACUGCUAUGACCCCACCUCGGACACCUGGAACUGCGUCACCACGGUGCCUUACUCGCUUAUCCCCACCGCGUUUGUCAGCACCUGGAAGCACCUUCCGGCCUGAAGGGGCUGCCACCCGGGAGCCCGCCGAGAUGCCGCCGUCACUGCCUUUAGCCUCAUCUGUUGGCUGGAGCCUGCCUGGGCACCCCCGCAACCCCGGCCUUCUCCAGAGAGCUGAAAACGGAGCGUGACCUCACCCCUUCCUCCCUCCCAGCAGCCCUGACCUGCCAAGGGCUGAGCCACGGUCCCCGCUCCAUGCCGGCUGGGCUGGGAAAGAGUGACCAGGCCCUGCUCACCGGACUGCUGGUUUCUUGACAGAAGAGACGAUGCUUCCACAGGCUCCGGGUGGUGGUGGGAUUGGGGGGUCCCAAGUUGUUUUUUUGCCGAAGUAGUUGUUGGGGAAGGGAAGUGGAGAGAGCAGGAUGAGGGGUGAUGGGGGAAUGGCUUCUGUUGAAGUAAGAAAGAAGUAAGAUCCUUAACUGUUAAUGCCCUUUUCUCCUCCUUAAAAGGCCCAGAGGAUGAAGGGGGCCAGAGCACCAAGACCCAAGUAGGACUUAUGCCACAGCUGGAGUUGACGACCUGCUCCCACCCACCCUUGCACACAGCGUCUUAGCUGGGAUCUGCUGGGACCUGGGAUCCAAGUUUUGGUUUAGCGGGUGACGGACUGGGGCUGAGCAGGGUGGGUUUGAAUUUCUGAGGAACAUUGUCGGGGGAUUAGAAGAGGUUGCUCACAGGAGGCACUGGGAAAGAUUUCAUUGAGGAGAGGAGUGGGUUGUGGGUGAGAGGGUGGCUGGCCCUGCGUGGGCGACUUUGAGGCAGCCGUUGGGGCUCAGUGAACGCCUGAGACACAACUCUUGAAGCAGCAGAACCUCUUGUGCACCCUACCAUAGCCCUACAUGGGCUGUGGGCGAAAACUUCUUGAUUAGGGAAGAGUGGGAUGGGAGUUACCUUCAGUGCAUUCUAUCUUCCCUCUCCGAAGGAAGGAAGAGCAUUCUUCCUUCCUUCUUCCUCCCACUCCAUCAACAGUGCCUCUGCAGUUCUCCCCUCCCAGAAGAGGCUCAAAAUGGGCCCUUCCUGCUCCUGCUCAGAGCAGGACCCUGGGGGUGGAGCAGUUACUGGGGAGAAUGAGGUAGAGGGGUGCGCCCAGGUCAGUCAAGUGCUUGGAUAACCCCAAAUUGCUUGUCCCCCUUUUCCCUUUUCCACUAACAGGUGGGACUUCCAGGGCCAUAGUAAUGGGUUCUGCUGCUCUGAAUACACCCUCCUCCCACCCGACGACUACAGCUCCCCCAGCUGAACGGGGCUGGACAGAGGCCAUAUCUCCCAGCAUGCCCUGGCCUUCUUUUGCCUGCCCACAGAGCUGUGAGUAGGGGGCCGGGGAAGACUGAAGGACGGAUGUGCCCCAGGGCCAGUGUGGAGAUCACACAUUGGGCACCACUCAGCCUGGAGAGCCACAGGGUAACCAGAUUUGUGGCCUUUUAGUCUACCCACCUCUGGGCGGGGAGGUACCCCCGAGGUUUGCUGCAGUUAAGGCUUCCAUGUGUAAUGUCUUGCAGGGAAGUUAAUUCUGUCCCCUCAUCUGCCAGAGUGCAGCGGAGGGUGGGUUCUGCACCUCUCCCAUCCUGGGAGGCCCCUCUGUUGACAGGCUCCAACAUGCCUCCCCAUUCCCGAAGGAAGAUGCCGGCACCUCGGUGGUCUUGGGCAUCUGGGAGGGAGGAAAGAUCUAUUCCCACCUGUGCCCUGCGCUUUGGUGAGGAGUGACCAAUGAUCCCAGGGAGGCUUCCUCUGGCUCCCCCAAACCUCCCUGGAGUUCCUGAAAGCACAUGCCCCAGUGACCUUGUUGGGAAUGGUUAGCUGAGAAGAGCACACACACUUUCAUACAGCCUUGGCUUGCUCAAAAGGUUUCGCCCAGUUUACUGAAAAUUGUGUAGCUUUGACCCAGUUUUCUAACAAUAAAGGAUUCUAGGAAUUGUGGGA
Messenger RNA from Tachyglossus aculeatus (Australian echidna), 3734 nucleotides. RefSeq names its product kelch like family member 25 (gene KLHL25). The record is from RefSeq and is a predicted model, not a curated record. Bases 55 to 1824 code for a protein of 589 amino acids. The transcript is spliced from 3 exons. Lineage: Eukaryota; Metazoa; Chordata; Mammalia; Monotremata; Tachyglossidae. Gene Ontology annotation, molecular function: protein binding.